UCACACAACAACAUCAAACUUCAUACCAACACACACACAAACAAACUACACCAAACAAACUUCAAUCAAUCCAAAAUGGAGACCAUCAAGAACGCCGCCAACUACGUUUCCGAGUCCGUCCAAGGCACCGGUUCUCAAGCUUCCAAGGAGGCCAACAAGCAAGUCGCCAAGGACAACGAUGCCAGCUUGAGCUCCCGCGCCACUGCCGCAAAGGAUGCCGUCGGAGACAAGCUCGACCAGACCUCCCACGAGACCAAGGCUGAUGUCCACAAGGAGGCUGCUAAGCACUAAAUUGUGACACCACCAAUGAUUGAUCUUGGGAUGGUAUGCAUGGAGGGUUUCUCAUUGUGCGAUAGGAUGGCGUCAUAGGGACAUGGCUGGCAUGGACAAGCAUCGGUGGCUCUACACUUUUUCGGUGGCAUGAAUACCCGGUAGCAUAGCAAUCGAAGCUUUGUAGAAAUUUCUUCUUCCCGAAAUGUG
Messenger RNA from Hyaloscypha bicolor E, 480 nucleotides. RefSeq lists its product as uncharacterized. The transcript has 3 exons. The coding region runs from base 76 to 291 and encodes 71 amino acids. NCBI's taxonomy places the organism in Eukaryota, Fungi, Ascomycota, Leotiomycetes, Helotiales, Hyaloscyphaceae. The record is from RefSeq and is a predicted model, not a curated record.